Pantherophis guttatus is the source of this 4992-nucleotide messenger RNA. The record is from RefSeq and is a predicted model, not a curated record. NCBI's taxonomy places the organism in Eukaryota, Metazoa, Chordata, Lepidosauria, Squamata, Colubridae.
UCGGCGGUGCUUGAAGAGGAGGGCAGACGGAAGGCGGUCGCCGAAAGGGGGCGCUCGUAGAGGCGGGGCCAGUAGCCGAGGGGCGAGGCAGAAUACCGGCUCUGUUAAUCCGUUCCUCUCCGCUGAGGGAAGACUCGGAAACCGGUAGUUUUAACUUGUAUAACCUGCAGUCUCCGCCGCCUGGUCGGCGGGUCGACUGACCGACCUUUCGCUACCACUGCCAGCGCCGAUAUUGGAAGGAUGCGUUGACUCAGUGGCUAAGACGAUGAGCUUGUCGAUCGAAAGGUCAGCAGUUCAGUGGUUCGAAUCCCUAGUGCUGUGUAAUAGGUGACACUCUCUCACAGAGAUUCUGCAGUAAAUGUGAACAAUAAAAUGUGACUUUUUUCUGUGACCUACUGUAGAUUCAUUUGGAUCACAGGCAUCUAAAACAAUAUGUGAAGUUUGAACACUGGAAAACACUGUCAUGUGGAUAUGGAAUAGAAAACAUUAGUAUUGCACAACUGAUUACCUUAAGGCCAAAUAUUCUUUGAACUUUGCUCUGAGAAAUCUUUUGAAUUCUUUGACAUUUAUAUGGCACUUACCGGCAUUAAAAUUGCUUAGAAUGAGCAACUAUUUGAAAACAGCAAGUGAUAAAAUUAUUGUAGAAACUAUGGAUAUUCAAAUGAAAAAUGAACAAAAUUUGGAUAUUCUUCAGGAAGAUAUUGAGAUGAAUGGGGAAAUGAGUAGAAAUGAUAUCAAUGAAAAUUAUUCCAGCAGGCAUGAUUCCCACAGCAAUGAGGGUGAAGAAAAUGAUAAAGAAACAGCUAUAAUUAUGGAAUCUUUUGAUUACUAUAAAAGGAGUGAACAAUCUUCUAAAUCUAAAAUCCGUAAGGAAUUGAUAAAAACUAUGCAAGAUCUAAAAGGAUACCUUCCUCCUCAUAAAAAGAUCAAAGGCAAAUCAAGUGUCCUGGCAACUUUGAAAUAUGCACUUAGGAGCAUUAAGCAAAUUGAAGCCAAUGAAGAAGAAUAUCAAUUGACAAUGAUUAAUAACAGCUAUCUCUCUGAUCUUGAUAUAUUAUCCUGUACUAUGGAAGAUGUUAAAAACAUUACUGCAGAGUACACCAUGAAGAAUGCAGAUAUGUUUGCUGUAGCUGUUUCUUUGGCUACUGGGAAAAUUUUGUACAUCUCUGAUCAGGCUGCCUGUAUCCUCCAUUGUAAGAAAGAUUUAUUUAAAAAUGCCAAAUUUGUGGAGUUUCUGGCACCUCAGGAUGUCAGUGUGUUCUAUAGCUCAACUAUACCAUAUAGAUUGCCAUCUUGGAGUAUUUGCAAUGAAGUUGAAUCUGCCACCCAAGAGUUCAUGAAGGAAAAAUCUUUCUUCUGCCGCUUCAGUGCAGGAAAAGUGAAUAUAAAUGAGACUUGCUACCAUCCAUUCCGUAUGACCCCAUACCUUAUUAAAAUACAAGCUAUAGAAGAUCAACUUUGUUGCAUGUUGCUUGCAGAAAAGGUACACUCUGGGUAUGAAGCACCUAGAAUUCCUCCUAAUAAAAGAAUCUUUACAACCGUCCAUACACCAAGUUGCUUAUUCCAAGAAGUAGAUGAAAGAGCUGUGCCUCUAUUGGGAUACUUACCUCAGGACUUAAUUGGAACUCCUGUUUUACUACAUCUUCAUCCAAGUGACAGAGCUUUAAUGCUAACAAUUCACAAAAAAAUACUUCAGUAUGGCGGACAACCAUUUGAUUAUUCACCAAUCAGAUUCUGUACUAGAAAUGGUGAAUAUGUAACUCUGGAUACAAGCUGGUCCAGUUUCAUCAAUCCUUGGAGUCGAAAGAUUUCCUUUAUAAUUGGAAGACACAGAGUUCGAAUGGGCCCUUUGAAUGAAGAUGUAUUUGUACCUCAGCACAGCGAAGAAAAAAUGCAACAUCCUAAUAUUGAAGAAAUUACAGAGCAAAUACAUAAGCUAUUACUACAACCUAUAUAUAAUAGUGGCUCUAGUGGCUAUGGAAGUUUGGGCAGCAAUGGAUCACAUGAGCAUCUAAUGAGUGUGGCUUCAUCCAGUGACAGCAAUGGGAACAAUGAAGAUACUCGGAAGAUACAGAAAACUAAUUCUUUUCAAAAUACUUGUAAAAAUGGAAGUGUGGACAGAACUCGUGCCUCCUUUGAUUCUAGAUUAAAGCUUGAAAAUCAGAAGAAAUCUUACAGAGAGAAACCCACUGACUACCAUGAUCAUACCAAUAGUACCACUCAACUGUUUGAAAAUGAUGGCAUUGGGACUACUUGCCAAAGUAGUUCAGUUGCAAAAGAAUCAACUUGGGGGGAACAAAUGAUGUAUUCAUAUCAACAGAUCAGCUGUUUAGAUAAUGUUAUCAGAUACUUAGAAAGUUGCUGUGCAGCUGAUACUAUGCAGAAAAUGACUCACCAGACACCAUAUACUGAAGUAGCACUGAAUACUGAUAUAUAUAGAGAGAAAAUGAAUGCUGAUACAACAAAAGCAUCCACAGAAAGGGGACAGUCAAAAACUCACAUAGGUCCUGCAGUGUUGGAAACAUCUGACACAUCCAAUGCUUCAGCUCUUAUGGAUGCUCAUUUAACUUCUUUGACUUUUCCUGGACAACCUGAAAGUGUAAUAUCUUUUGUCAGUCAAUGCAGCUACAGCAGCACCAUAGUUCAUGUUGGAGAUAAAAAAACACAGCCUGAAUUAGAAAUUAUAGAAGACAAUCUAUCUGGGAUAAAAUCCACAGAAAAUCAAACUAUUGUUCUACAAUCUAACAGUUCACAAGAGAAAAAGAGAAAAGCUAUAUUUAAGAAAUUGGGCCUUACAAAGAAUAGCCUUGCAAUGCAUACUCAAAAAGAAGAGUGGAGUUUUAUGAAUAAGUGUAAAGAAAUAAAGAGGUUUCAUAUUUUUAAAUGUGCUUGCAAUUGCUACUUUCAAAAAAGACCCAAAGGAUGCCCAGGAGAACAUGAUAUGUAUGGAUUACACCAUGGUUCUGAAAUAGCUUUAUCUUGGAAGAAAAUUGGGAGAAUCAAAAAAUCUAAACAAAAACGACACAAGCAACAUGAUUCUUCAGACAAUAAAAUAUCUGGUACCAAACCCUUGCAUAAAUUUCUUCUGCUUAGCCCAAAUCCAUCAAAUAACUCACAAGCAAGUUAUCCAACUGUGCCAGUUUCAACAAUUAUGCCCACCAUUUUUCCAUCUGCAGGAAUCACACCAGCGGGACCUGAAGUUUCCCCAUCUUAUUUUAAUGAAACACAGGAUUUCAAAAAACAUUGUCCUCUGCCAUUAACUGAGUUUGUUCCACCCUUAAUGACUCCAGUAGUAGCACUUGUUCUCCCUAAUCCUGUAUGUCCUCAGUCAAACAAUAGUAUUCCUCAGACAUCUUGUCUUGAGCCAUCUAGUUUUUCUGUUCAGCCUUCUUUCUCUUCAGAAACUUUGCUUACAGCACUUCCUUCAUUUGCUGCCUCAAACAAAUUCCUUCCUGAGGUAGAUUUUUCAGCACAACCAUUUUGUUAUAAUUCUUUAGCAAAUGGUGAAAAGAACCCUGUUGUAGAAUGCCAAAAUAAGCUGUCCCGUUCCUGUACACCGGAAUCCUUGGGUCUACAAGAUCAGUCCUCAUCAACAUUGUUCCAGUCACGAUGCAGUUCUCCUUUACAGUUGAAUCUUCUGCAAUUAGAAGAAAUGCAAAAAAUAUUAACAAGUGGAAGUGCUGCUAUAGAGGGAAAUAAUGGGACUUUAACUGAUGGAGAGAUUACAAAUAAACAAUUAAGCAGCAAUGAUAAAAGAAAAGCAUCAUGUGUCGUUAACACGCCAGUGGAAGUUCAGAAUAGUGAUGAUUUUUCUUUAUCUAUUGACCUACUUGAUUUACUUCAAGAAGACACAAAUUCAGUCACUGGAUCUGUUUCAUCAGGAAGUUUUGCUUUAGCAGCUGCUGAGUCUUUAGAUUCUGGAUCACAUGGAUGUGAUAUGUCAAUCUGUGGAGCAGGAUGUAGUGAGACAAGUCAUAUUAGCAAGUAUAUUGGAAAUAUUAAUUCCUCAGAAAAUAAUCCUAAAACAAAAUGUUCACAAAUGGAAGAUGUACAGUAUGUUAAAAGUGUCCUCCAGGAUCCUCUUUGGCUCUUGAUGGCAAAUACAGAUGAUACCGUUAUGAUGACUUACCAGAUUCCAUUACGAAAAUUGGAAACUGUUUUGAGAGAUGACAAAUUGAAACUGAAACAAAUGCAGAUGUUUCAGCCAGUAUUUACGGAGGACCAAAAAAGGGAGUUACUUGAAGUUCAUCCAUGGAUUCAUAAAGGUGAACUCCCUCAGGCUCUUGCAAAUUCGCUUUGUGUUAAUUGUGAAGAAAAUAGCUGAUCUUAUAUACAAAAUGAAGGAGAAAUGGAUGAAAUGGAGCUUAAUGAAUGAGGUGGUGAGAAUAGUUCACCGAUCCUGAACCAAUUCAACAGUGAAAAUGUGUAAUCCAUGAAAAUAAUUUCGAAACCAUCUGCUUUCAGCUAAGGCAAAAGCAUCACUCGAUCUUAAAGAUUACGUUUGUUUCUUGUGAAAUGAAUUUCAUAUAACAAAUGAAUUUUUUGUUCUAAAAAAGGUCAUUUGUUAAUAAUCUCUUUUUAUGGGGGCAUGUCUUUCUAUUACUAUGAGCAAUUGCUGAAAAUGAUUGUUUGCUUUAAUAAAAACUUUUCAAUUUUAAAUGAUUACAUUUAAAGUUAUAGUUUAUUAAAAUUAUAGAAAAUGCUACUAAAACCUCUCUGGAUUCCAUAAAAAAUAUAAAAAUACUAUGUCAUCCUAACAUUUCUUUCCUGACUCUAUUUUUUUUCUGUAAUAUGGACUAUAUAUUUUCCACUUUGGAAAUAUCUUAAAUGAUUUUGAAAUUAAUUGUUAAAAGAUCAAAUAUUUUACAAGUAUUUCAGUUAUAAAAUAAAUCCACUGUUAACCAUUAAAUACAUUUUGAUUUACUGCUAUAUUUUAAAUGCAAUAACAGUACCUUAUUCUUUCUGUAAUCUCCACAUCUGAGAGAGAAUUUU